Molecule: messenger RNA, 2720 nt
Organism: Aspergillus versicolor CBS 583.65
Lineage: Eukaryota; Fungi; Ascomycota; Eurotiomycetes; Eurotiales; Aspergillaceae
Exons: 3
Coding region: 381-2348 (655 amino acids)
Source: RefSeq, a predicted model, not a curated record
GGCAACUUCAUAAUCAACUGUCAAGCAACAUCGAUGAUAUUAGAAUUGAAAGAGGUCUGAUAAGGCAUCCAGAGAUUCUUCAUCCAGAGAUUCUUCAACCCUUGACGAGUCUCAUCUUAUGAGGAUACAGUCGUUGGCUCCCUGUCAGGAUAAUUCACGAGCAGUAUCCGGGACUGAAAUUACGAAUGGCGAUGGAUCGACUCAGACCCGAAAACUCUUCCGGUGUCACUUCACUGACUUCCUCUUCCUUCCAUCUUCCAAGAAUCAACUGCCCCGCCCCGUUGGCAGGCCCACUACCGGCUCACCUUGAACCGUUACCGAGUACUUAUAUCUCUCCAGCUGCCCAUCGGUCAGUCAACUACUAGAUGCAGUAACACAGUAUGGACGCGGUUUUCGCCCUCGGCUGUGCUCAGACGGCCAUCCGGCUCGGCCUCUCGUCUCUGACCCUGGCAGCGCUUCUCGCGCUUGCUCUGCCCGCCUGGCUGCUGCUCAUCUGUUGCUCGCGCUCGCUGCACACCCCCCACAAACAAUCCAACUCAAGGCAGAUCUUCCUCGGCCGGCCUCGCCUGCUACCCACUCAGGUCUCCCAUACCCGCCUCGGGACCGGCCGCUACAACUACACGGUCCCUCACUUCCUGGUGGGCACGCCCGUUGGGCUGCAGGGCCAUGUCGGCAGGGUUCUCUCUGUGGACGAGCCCGGGUCCCGAACCCAGACUGCCGGGCUCAUGCAAUAUCUGUCGCCAAACCUGGCGUCGUGGUUCACCGUGCAUGCCCACCACCACCUGGACAAGGGCAAUGACGCACGCGGGCUCCAGGGAAAGCUGCACGAUUUCCUUGUGUCACAGGGCCUCUCUCCCAGCGAAUGGCCCUACGCUUAUUUGAUCACCAUGCCCCAGUUCCUCGGGUACCAGAGGAACCUUGUCUGCAUCUGGUAUCUCUACUCGGCCUCCCGCGAGCUGUCCGCGAUGAUCAUGGAGGUCAACAACUACUGGGGCCAGAGGAAGAUCGCCUUUAGCCGUUUGACCGGCGAGACCGCUCUGUCUGCGCCUGCACCGUCUGCACCGUCUACACUAUCCUCUGCAGAAACCCACCCCUUCUACCACUCCAACCCCCGCCAUGCCUCCUACCGCGGCACCUGGGACAAGGACAUGUUCAUUUCCCCCUUUGAGAAAGUCGAAGGAACCAUCGCUCUCCGGUUCUCGGACCCCCUCGCGCCCAAUACGCCUCUCCACAUCACAAUCACCCUGCUUUCGCCGUCCGGGAAGCCCCGUUUGAUUGGCCGUGUCUUCUGCCCGGAUGACGGUGACCACGACCCGAUCGACCCACUGGCUGCUUCGUACUGGAGCAUCCUCCGCUUCCUCCCAUACUGGACGGGAGUGUUGGUCGUCACUGAAUUGCUUAUCAUUUAUGCGGCGCUGCGGAUCCGCGCAAAGGGUGCGCCUAUGUUGUCCAUGCCUGAAGUGCGGCCGAACAACCACCCGCGCGAUGAAACUGAUAUCGAGCGGAACCUCGAACCUGCCUUUAGGGCAUAUCUCAAGCACCUCGUCGAGUCAUCUCAGUCACCGUUAACACUACACUACAUCCCUUCUAAAUCUCAUGUUCUCGAACCAGAAACAUUCACCUCAAGCCCAAAGGAUACCAAUGAUAUAGCCCUAACAAUCCAAGUCCUAACACCCAGCUUCUACACUUCUUUCCCUCUUUACACAGACCCUUUGGUAGCAUUCGCAACUGAAUCCAAGCCAUCUCCCGUCCCCUCUGAUCCCUCUUCCCGCCGUCUAUACAUGUCACAUCCUGAGCUCUUCUUUAAUCUCCUUUCACUCAACACUACUUACCACAAAUCUCCCGCGAAACAAACAGGCACGCAGUCAUUCAACCUCAAAACAAAACUAUGCCACUCCCUAAUUCCCCGUCUCCGUGAAAACCUCAACCUCAACCCACCCAAUUCAACGGAAGAGAAUAAAGAAAGUGAAGAAGAAGAAGAAGGGAAGGGAUACUUCCUCGACACAUUCAUCCUCGCCCCACCCAACACCACCACCAUCACCACCAAGUCCCUCCAGGAAUCCUACAUCACAGCACUCUGCGCCCACCUGCUCGCCACGAAAUUCGCCUUCGGACUGCACCAGCUCUGGACCUUUUACGGGGCCGUGGGCUGGUUUGUUGUGUUCCAGCUUGGACUGUCGGUGUUUUUCUUUCGGGUGUUGCAGGGGUGCUCGGGGGUUGGUGUUGUUGGGGAUGCGGUGCUUGCUAUGGCGUGUCAUUGGAUGGGGUUAAGGCUUGGAGGGGGGCUUGGGGGUAGUUUAGUUACCUGGGCUGGGGUUUGUAUAUACAUAUAUAAGAUGACAACUUGAUGGAUAUAAUUUAUAAUGGACAUAAUGAUAUGACGAGAUAGUGAUAUGAUUGACUGAUUUAUGAAUUGACGAGUGUGUUUUAGUAUCUAUAUUAUAUUGUACAUAGUCAUCCACCCACCAUACCUUACCUAUCUCACUUCAUUCUCCAUCAAUGCACACCGAGAAAAAAAACCCAGACGGAGAUUAAUCCUCCAAAGGCCUCACCCCCUCCUCAACCAUCUCCGCCGCAACAUCCUCAACCCCACGCAUAACCCGGAGGACAUUCCCCCCGAUAACACCAGCAACAUCCUCCACACCCACACCCCGCCGCAACAACUCCCGAAUCAAAUCAGGGUACUUGCUUACAUCCUCCAGCCCACGCACGGCCUCUCC